Molecule: messenger RNA, 705 nt
Organism: Symbiodinium natans
Lineage: Eukaryota; Dinophyceae; Suessiales; Symbiodiniaceae
Source: the annotation of a GenBank genome assembly
AUGUUGGCAGACCAGAUGCGCAGAGCAAGCAAGGUCUUCGCCCUGUGGCUUGUCUUCACCGCCAUUGUGCACCACACUUGCACCAUGCGGCAGAGUACACUGAUGUGCACGACUGGCUCGAUGAUGCUCAGGGUCGCUAGCGCAGCUGCGGAGCAUGACGGAGCAGACUUCUGGAUGAUGCGGCGCUUUCUGCGGAGGAACCAAGUCCCGAUGGAGCUCGCGUCCCGCAUCCAGCGCUUUGUGGAGCACGCGCACUCGCAGCAGCAGAAGAAGAUGUCCGUCAAGGUCUUGUCACUGCUUUCGGGAGGUUUGAUGGAGGAGCUCCAGUGCGCGGCAGUCAUCACAGUGCAGCGCCUGGCCAAAGAGGCUGUGCAUCGCUUCCAGCUCGCUCGAGGGGACACGCAGUUUCUUCCGAGUCAAGAAGGCAGCUACCUGUACUUCAUCGCUUCUGGCCGCAUGCAGUACGUGAGGGAUGCCGACACACAGAACGAACGCGUGGACGUUGUGGACAAGGGUGAGGAGGGGCAGCUGGUGCAAGACUGGAUUGGCGAACCGGUCAUGUGGACUCCGUUCUGGGUGCAUGUGGGCCAAUUGACUGCCGUCUCAGAAUGCGAUCUUUGCGCUGUGGCGCCCAAGGAGUUUGGCGAGAUCGUGGCACUCGUACGGCCGGCAGAGGGAACUGGGUGCGGGUAUGUACGGUUGUGA